AUGGGUCAUAAGUACAAGAAACCUCUGCAUCCAUCAGUUGCUAACGGCGGCAAGCAUCACUGUCCGGAAUGCCGAAAAGCGCCAAUAGCCUCCUGUUUUGGCCACCACCUCUUCAUUUGCAAGAAGCAUAGGACCCAUUGCUACACCAAGGUCAACCCUUGCCAACUAUGCGAGGCGGACCAGCGUCGACGAGUAAAAGCUGAACAGAAGGAGGCCAAUCAGGACAGGCUUCGCAGAAAGUUGUUGAAGGAGCAGCAGAAGGAGGAGGCAAGACGGAAGAUGGAUCGGAAAAUGAGGUGGACAGAGACGCGGAAGGCUAGUAGACUGGCGGUAAUGCGUAGCAAUACGGGCUGA
Messenger RNA from Diaporthe amygdali, 354 nucleotides. RefSeq lists its product as uncharacterized. The record is from RefSeq and is a predicted model, not a curated record. The transcript has 2 exons. NCBI's taxonomy places the organism in Eukaryota, Fungi, Ascomycota, Sordariomycetes, Diaporthales, Diaporthaceae. Bases 1 to 354 code for a protein of 117 amino acids.